This is a messenger RNA of Colletotrichum gloeosporioides, 474 nucleotides long. RefSeq lists its product as uncharacterized. The transcript has 3 exons. The coding region runs from base 1 to 474 and encodes 157 amino acids. Gene Ontology annotation, molecular function: fatty acyl-CoA hydrolase activity. Lineage: Eukaryota; Fungi; Ascomycota; Sordariomycetes; Glomerellales; Glomerellaceae. Gene Ontology annotation, cellular component: mitochondrion. The record is from RefSeq and is a predicted model, not a curated record.
AUGGCCAGCUUCGAGAAGCUAAAGAGGCGUCGAAGGGAGGAUUACCACUAUAUUUUGGACUAUCGAACACGAUGGGCCGAUAAUGACAUGUAUCAACACAUGAACAACAGCAUUUACAACUUCUUAUACGAUUCCGUCGUCAACACAUACCUGAUUGAGCAUUGUGGCCUGUCGCCCUCAGGCUCCGAGCAGCACGGCCUCGUGGUACACUCGCACAGUGAUUACUUUGCGUCCAUCUCUUUCCCCGCGGUUGCGGAAGUAGCACUUCGGGUCAACAAGCUGGGCAGAUCAAGCGUGACUUAUGAAAUUGCCGUAUUUGAGAAGGACGUGGAUGAGGUCAGAGCCGUCGGGGAAUUUGUCCACGUCUUUGUCCAGAGAUCUACCGGCCGGCCAACCGCAUCUGGAAUGAGCAAUGAAAUGCGGAGAGGCUUGGAGCGAAUUCUCGCGGUGGAAACCAAGGAAAACAAGCUCUAA